ACCCAUUACGUCAUAUUUUGCGACAAUUUGUCGGCGCUCAGGGCAAAAUCAAAACAUAAACGCAAAGAAUUUUCUGUCUGAGAUGUCGUCUGGAGCAGAUGAAUCUCCAUCAUUGGAAUCAUCAUGUGGACUAAAGCCAGUUAGGAGGUCUCCUCGUCUGUCCCCACAGGGAGAUGCAGUUCAAGGAAAUGAGAAAAAGAAGAAAGGUAGCGCCCUGCAGGAGGCAAAGAGGAAAGGGAAAAUGUCAAGGAGCCGAGAAGAGCGAGACAAGGAUCUGCAGGUCCAACUGCAGCGGCUGGACCUGUCCAGCAGGUCGCCUGCCAGCAGGACGGGUUUGGUCUAUUCAGAGACCUUCACUCGUCAUCACAACCUGUGGGACUCCAACCAUGCAGAAAGUCCUGCCAGAGUGACGUCCAUCAUGGAGGAGCUGGACAGACAAGAGCUGUCGUCUCGCUGUGUUCAAGUCCAGCCCAGAGCAGCCACUGAUGAAGAACUGCUUCUCGUCCACACGAAGCAAUACAUCGAGCUGAUUAAGUCCACCCAGAUGAUGUCUGAGAUAGAAUUGCGUCAACUUUCUGACAAAUAUGAUUCCGUUUAUAUCCAUCCUGAGACCUUCCAGGUGUCCAUAUUGGGGGUGGGAUCAGUGCUCCAGCUGGUAGACCAGGUUUUGACGUCUGAAUUGAGGAACGGCUUUGCUGUCAUCCGGCCUCCAGGACAUCACGCUCAGUCAAACAAGGCCAACGGUUUUUGUAUUUUCAACAACGUGGCCAUUGCAGCUCGCUACGCUCAGAACAAACACAAAGUCAAAAGGGUGUUGAUCGUGGACUGGGACGUUCAUCAUGGUCAAGGUAUCCAGUACGUUUUCCAGGAAGACCCCAGCGUGUUGUACAUGAGCGUGCACAGGUUUGAGCAGGGUGCUUUCUGGCCUCACCUGCCAGAAUCUGCCAACACCUUUUUGGGCAGCGCCCCCGCCGAAGGACGAAACAUCAAUCUGGCCUGGGCCACGGCAGGGAAAAGCGACGCAGACUAUGUGUGUGCUUUCCAGCAACUGCUGCUUCCUAUCGCCUAUGAAUUUCAGCCGGAGCUGGUUCUGGUCUCUGCUGGUUUUGAUGCUGCACUCGGGGAUCCCAAGGGUCAGAUGUGCGUAAGUCCUGAGUGUUUCCAGACACUGACACACAUGCUAAUGUCUUUGGCAGAAGGUCAACUCGUUAUGGCUCUUGAGGGAGGUUACAACCUGCAGGCGACAGCAAAGGGUGCUACCGCUUGUGUUCGCGCUUUGCUGGGUGGAGCCUGUGCACCAAUGGCUUCAUCCACUGCACCCUCUGACUGUGCCAUGAAGUCCAUCUCUGAGACCAUCUCGGCUCUGUAUCCAUAUUGGACCUCACUUCAAGUGCUGGAGGGUGAUCAUCUUGCUGAAGGAGAUGUCCUCAGAUUAACAGGCAAUGAGGAGAGGCCACAAGGUCCCCUUGUCACGACAACAGGCCUGGUGUAUGACGAAAGAAUGAUGGAGCACCUGAACCUGUGGGACAGGCAUCAUCCUGAACAGCCACAAAGAAUCUUCAAGAUCUUCUCUCGACAUGAGCAGCUUGGACUGGUUGAACGUUGCCAACGCAUCCCAGCUCGUUUCGCCACCGAGGACGAGCUUGCCAUGUGUCACACCGCUGACCACAUCAAGCUGAUGAAGUCUACCACUACGAUGAAGAGCAGAGAUCUCUACAAACUGGGAGAAGAGUUCAACUCCAUCUUCAUCAACAAUCAGAGUUUCCAGUCAGCCCUGCUGGCUGUUGGAAGCUGCUUCAACGCUGUGGACCACAUCAUGAGUGGACAGGUCAGAAGCGGCGUGGCUAUCGUGCGUCCCCCUGGUCACCAUGCUGAGAGAGAGACAGCAUGCGGUUUUUGCUUCUUCAACACGGCGGCACUCGCCGCUCGCUACGCACAGAAGACUUGCCAGCAUGCAUCUGCACGAGUUUUAAUCCUGGACUGGGACGUUCACCACGGCAAUGGCACGCAGCACAUGUUUGAAGACGACGAUAGCGUCCUCUACAUCUCCCUUCAUCGCUAUGACGACGGGAGCUUCUUUCCGUCCUCAGAAGACGCCGCCUCGGACCGGGUGGGAGUGGCCAAAGGGACGGGGUUUAAUGUCAACGUGGCGUGGAGCAACGGCAGGAUGGGAGACGCCGAUUAUCUCGCCGCUUUCCACCAUGUUGUCAUGCCGAUUGCCACCGAGUUCAAUCCAAGUCUCGUUUUGGUGUCGGCGGGAUUCGACGCGGCGCGGGGAGACCCUCUGGGCGGAUACCGUGUGACUCCGGAGUGCUAUGCCCACCUCACUCACAUGCUGAUGUCGUUGGCUUGUGGGCGAGUCUUACUCAUACUGGAAGGUGGAUACAACUUGACGUCCAUCUCUGAUUCGAUGGCCAUGUGCACGAGCGUGUUACUCGGCGACCCUCCUCCUUCUUUGGAGACGCCCCUCCCUCCAGCUCACCGCUCCGCCGUGGCAGCCAUUAAUGAAGUCAUCCGACACCACGCCCCCUACUGGAAGUCGCUGAGGAUAAACAUCCCAGAAUCCCUGCGAGCAGCUAUAUCGUCCCCAAGCGCUCAUCAAAGGCGCAGUGGAAAAGUGAAAGGCAGGAGGUCAAGACAGAGUGGUCCAGACAAGCCACCACUGCCCCCUGUGGGAUUGGAGGGCACAGCAGCCAACCACAGUUUGGACCAGCUCACACUAGGAUUGGCGAGCUUGGACAUCAGACAUAGCACGCCGCACCCAUCUGACAUGGGAGCGGAGUCAAGUGAAAAGACAUCUGAGAAGAACCAAUCCAUGGCGGAGUCAGAUGAAGUUUCACCUAAGCAGAGCCAAUCACCAGAGAGCUCGCAGACUCCCAUCGUGGUCGUCGCCGCACCAGCAGAUGAUGACCGUGGAGAAGGGGCAGAGCCUGAGCCGCAGGGAGCAUGCGGUUGGUCCAAACCUCAAAGUACUCUGGAGCUGAUGAGUGGAGUUCAGAUGGCUUCCAUGUAUGUGGUGGACCCUCUUUCCUGGUGUCCUCACCUGGACGCCGUCAAGCCCCUGCCCCCAUCUGGUAUCGAUGUCUUCCUGCCCUGUCAGGACUGCGCCUCGGAGGCAGAGAACUGGAUUUGCCUCACUUGCUACAAGGUGGCAUGCGGCCGUUACGUCAACGAGCACAUGUUGACGCACGGCGCGAUGUCCAAUCAUCCCGUGGUGCUGAGCUUCUGCGACCUCUCCGUGUGGUGCUACGCGUGCGAGGCCUACGUGCACAACCAGGCCGUGUUUGAGGCGAAGAACGCCGCCCACAGCUCCAAGUUUGGAGAGGAGAUCUUGUCAAGGAGUUAGGAGAACGAGGACGCAAAAGAGAUGAUAAUGAAGGGUGCUCUGACUUUUUAUACAUUUUGUCAUUAUUACAGUGAACCCCAGCCAAUUGUUUUGUGUUGUUCUACUCCUCCCACAUACUUAAAACACAUUUAAACUUUUUAAAACUUAAAAUUAUUAUCACGCCUGUACUCACUUGCCAGCUGUCAAGAGGCAACGAACCCUCCGCCGACCCUCUGGUUUCUGAACGACCCGCUCUACAUUGCCUGAGCCACAUCUCGUUCCCAUUUUCCGUUUGCUGCAAAAUGAAAUGAAGCGAUAUAUAUUUAAAGUGUUCAACAAAACCAUAAAAAAAAAAAAGGUGGACGUUAGCCAGCCUGAAAUACUGACGGAAGCUCACUGUCAGACCGACGAUGCCCUCCACUCUUUAUAACCUUUAAAACAUCCGCUGCUUAAACAAACGUGGAGCAGUAGCACAUACAGUAUAAACAAACAUACAACGGUGCUCAAAGUCAUUCCUUCAUUCUACUCCGUGGAAAUUGGAAUUAUCACUGCAUUUUAGUCGGGGAGUUUCCUUUCCUCUACUUGAACUUUGGUACAACACUGAAAGUGUGGAAAUCAACAUUUGGACUGGCUAAUAUAUAAUUCUAUAGUAAAGAUUUUUUAAAAGUCUGCAGUAUAUUGAGGUCGCCAAGAUGAACUGCAAUAUUGGAGGGGUUCACUGUCACUUUGCCUUUUAGCCAGUGAGAAUUGUUGACAUUAAUAUGUUGAAGUUGCAGUGGCAACACUGUUGCGCAAUAAUGUUUGUUUACAAACUAUCAACAACAACAAAAAGCUUUUGUAUGUUUUUAAGAGAUUCACGUGGGACGAUAAUUACUCAAAUUAGUCAUUGUUCACGGAGGGCAUCCAUCCAUUGUCAGUCAAAGUUGAGCAAAUGGGGAAAAACAAUAGACAGGUCGCCAAACAAGCCAUGGUACAUAUAGGUAAACAAUAGACUGGUUACAAUGAAAUGCUCAUACUCGGUUAUAAUUAUGAGAGAAAUGUAACUUUCUAUAUGUGCUUAUUCAUUUUAAAAUGUAUCGUUUGAUAAUUUAUCUUAUUACAUAAUUUGUUAAUUGAUUUAUCUUAAAUAAAAAUUGUAAAAUCA
Messenger RNA from Syngnathus typhle (broad-nosed pipefish), 4469 nucleotides. RefSeq names its product histone deacetylase 6 (gene hdac6). Gene Ontology annotation, biological process: chromatin organization. Gene Ontology annotation, cellular component: histone deacetylase complex. Gene Ontology annotation, molecular function: histone deacetylase activity; zinc ion binding. Bases 83 to 3346 code for a protein of 1087 amino acids. The record is from RefSeq and is a predicted model, not a curated record. The transcript has 29 exons. Lineage: Eukaryota; Metazoa; Chordata; Actinopteri; Syngnathiformes; Syngnathidae.